AUGAUAAAAAGGGUCUUUGACAUUGCAAAUAGAAUAACGACAAAGAACUGGAAGCACUUCAGGCCGCCGUUCAUUUAUAAGAAAAUAAAACUGAUUGGUGAACGUCCUUCUUUGUCUGUUUUCAUGGCACCCCGAACAAAAAGGCAAAAGCAAAUAAAUAAUUUGCCAAGAAAGAAAGGCUGCUAUCUUAACCAAAAGAACCAAAUUUUCAUGGAGUUACUAAAUAUAACCACAAUUAAAUCGCAAGAAGAAUGGACAGAAAAUAAACUAAUAGAAUUCGAGGGAGUAGGAACAAGGCUUAUCAAUGAAAUUCUCAGAUGGCAUAAGGAUGCUGCAAAACACCUUAGAACAGGAAAUUAUUUCAUAAAGACAGGAGAGCUUCUUCCUUAUCGCCAAGGUAAACAUACCAAACUUGAAAGCUUAAUUAAUGACGAGAAUUUUAGUGAAGAUUAUAUAGAGUGGUUAAGGCAACAAAAACUAGAAAAGACACUAUAUCAGAGAGGAUGUGUAGAAAUUAUAUGUAUUCGUGAGGUUUUAAAUAUGAUGAGAGAAGAAAGGAUAUUUUCUUUGAUGGUCAUAAGAGACCAGAUGUGGUGGCAUAUAGGAACGAAUGACAAAAAUAUUUUGCGCUCAAAACAUCUGGGAUGUUCUAUAAUGGUCUCUGCUUUUUUGUGCCCUUGCCAUGGACUAUUAUGCCUAACUGAUCAACAGCUAUAUGAAAAUCCGUAUAUUAAAGAUAAAGAAACAUUUGUGAUUCAUUCUGUUCAGGUAGAUGGAUAUUGGAAGGCAGAGCAUAUGCUUAAACAGCUUGUAAGUAAAGUAAUCCCAGUAUUUGAAAUAUUGCACCCCAGGUGUAUCGGUAUGUUUUGCUUCGAUCAAUCUACUAAUCAUAAUGCUAUAGCAGAGGAUGCACUAAUCGCAAAAAGGAUGAACUUAAGUUCUGGAGGGAAACAACCGAUGAUGCGAAAUGGUUGUUUUAUUGAUGAAACUGAAAAAAAAUGUGUGCAACCGAUGGUAUUUCCAAAUGAUUAUCAAAAGGAGGAGUUAAGAGGCAAGCAAAAAGGUUUGAGGCAAGUGCUUGAAGAGCGAAAACUCUGGCCUGCAGAAAAGGUUCUGCUAGUAUGCAAAAAAUGUUCUGGAAAAUGUACUGAUAAUGGCCCAGAAAA
Molecule: messenger RNA, 1166 nt
Organism: Cetraspora pellucida
Lineage: Eukaryota; Fungi; Glomeromycota; Glomeromycetes; Diversisporales; Gigasporaceae
Source: the annotation of a GenBank genome assembly